Sinocyclocheilus rhinocerous is the source of this 1329-nucleotide messenger RNA. RefSeq lists its product as uncharacterized. The transcript has 3 exons. NCBI's taxonomy places the organism in Eukaryota, Metazoa, Chordata, Actinopteri, Cypriniformes, Cyprinidae. The record is from RefSeq and is a predicted model, not a curated record. The annotation marks the transcript as partial.
CAGAAAAUCACAACACAGAUUCAGGAGUUUUUUUCUGCCCGUGGAGGAAUCGACUGCAUUGAUGCUUUGUGUUUUGUAGUACAGGCUUCACUUGCUCGUCUGACACACACACAGAAAUACAUCUUUGACUCCAUUCUUUCCAUAUUCGGGAAGGAUAUUGCUGAAAACAUCCUUAUGAUGGUCACCUUUGCAGAUGGGAAAAGACCUCCAGUUCUCGAGGCCAUCAAAGUGUCUGAGGUGCCCUGUUCUACAAAUGAGUCUAAAGAACCACUUCACUUCAAGUUCAACAACUCUGCUGUGUUUGCUAUCAAUAAUAAAAUUGCAGAGGAUGAGGAGUCUGAUUGUGAAUACUUUGACCAAAUGUUCUGGAAGUUGGGAUUUUCCAGCAUGAACAAAUUCUUCACAUCCCUUAACAAGAUGGAAACCAAGAGCUUGUCUCUGACACGGGAGGUCCUAAAAGAGCGGCAACAUCUAGAAGUGCAUGUGGAAGGCCUCCAGCCCCAAAUAAAUGCUGGUCUGACAAAACUGGAUGAAAUCAAGAAGACAAGAGCUGCAUUGGAGCAGCACAAGGCUGAAAUGGAUGCAAACAAGAAUUUUGAAUAUGAACUACAAGUAACUGUCCCAAAACAGAUUGAAAACAAUACAGGCAACUUUUUGACCAACUGCCAGAUUUGUCACUACACAUGUCAUUAUCCAUGUGCUUUUUCAGAUGACAAGGAUAAAUAUAAGUGUGAUGCGAUGAAAGACGGAAAGUGUCAGAUCUGUCCAGGAAAGUGUGCAUGGAAUGUGCACUUCAAUCAAAAAUACAAAUGGAAUUAUGUCAUAGAAAAGAGAAAGGAAACCUAUCAUGAUUUAAAAAAGAGAUUUGAGGCUGCACAUGGACAGGUCAUGUCAAAAGAAAAGAUCUUUGAAGAGUUUGAAAAGGAGCUUACGGUUGUUCAGGGUAUUGUUGCUGGAUUAAUUGAAAAAUCUCAAAAGUCCUUGGAGCGGCUGCAGGAAAUUGCUCUCAAGCCCAAUCCUCUUUCCACCCCUGACUACAUUGAUCUGAUGAUUGAGUCUGAGAAACAAGAAGCUAAGCCUGGAUUUCAAGAUCGCAUUCAGUCUUUAAUGGUAGUCAGGAAGAAGGCAGAGAUCAUCAGUACGGUUUCUACAGGAGGAGUGCUUCCAGAGGAUUUGAAAGCAUACAAAUCUGAAACAAAAAUAAAUGAAUCCUUUAAUGCAAUGUCCCUGUUAAGUCAGGCAAAAAAUUAUGUUGGAGAAAAAGCAACUAUGGUUCAAGAAAAACUCUUAAUUGGCGUGGAGAGACCGCAUAAAGAGGCCCGGGAAUGA